This is a messenger RNA of Talaromyces stipitatus ATCC 10500, 2983 nucleotides long. RefSeq names its product sodium P-type ATPase, putative. The record is from RefSeq and is a predicted model, not a curated record. Gene Ontology annotation, cellular component: plasma membrane. NCBI's taxonomy places the organism in Eukaryota, Fungi, Ascomycota, Eurotiomycetes, Eurotiales, Trichocomaceae. The coding region runs from base 1 to 2943 and encodes 980 amino acids. Gene Ontology annotation, molecular function: P-type calcium transporter activity; ATP binding; ATP hydrolysis activity. The transcript has 5 exons. Gene Ontology annotation, biological process: intracellular calcium ion homeostasis; calcium ion transmembrane transport.
AUGCCAAAGAAGCACGAUAUCGGGUCUGGCGGCAGCCCACUUGACCAUCCGGCUCACUCGCUACCUUACGAAGCUGUGAUCAAGGAACUAAACACUUCGUUGGACGAAGGUCUCACCCCUGACGAAGCAAGUUAUCGUCUCCAGCAAUAUGGUCCGAAUAAAUUGGACGAAGGCGAAGGCGUAUCGGUGGUCAAUAUUCUCGUUCGCCAGGUGGCUAACGCAAUGAUGCUAGUGCUGAUUUUGGCCAUGGCGGUCAGUUUCGGAAUCCAGUCGUGGAUUGAGGGCGGAGUGAUCUGCGCUGUCAUCAUUUUGAAUAUUGUUGCUGGCUUUUGCCAGGAGUACGCCGCGGAGAAGACUAUGGAGUCGUUACAUUCACUUUCCUCGCCAACAGGAACUGUCUCGAGAAAUGGACAGACGUUCUCAGUACCGUCGUCAGAGAUCGUGCCAGGUGACAUGGUCGAGUUGAGGACGGGAGAUGUUGUUCCAGCGGAUAUCCGUUUGGUUGAGGCAGUCAACUUCGAAACCGAUGAGGCUCUCCUGACAGGCGAGUCACUUCCCGUCCAAAAGGAAUGCGAUUCGAUCUUCAAAGAGGAUACCGGGUCUGGAGAUCGUCUCAAUAUCGCUUAUAGCUCCAGUACCGUGACUCGUGGCCGUGAAAUCGGUUCCAUUGCCCUCGCAUUGCGAUCCAGCGACAGCAAGCGUCGUCCGGUCAAACGUGGUCCUACUGGCAAGGCCAAAAAACGAUCGUACGUCCAAGCCUGGACUCUCACCGGGACGGAUGCCGUGGGUCGCUUCCUCGGUGUCAAUGUCGGUAUACCCUUACAAAGAAAGCUGUCCAAACUGGCCUGCUUACUAUUCGGAGUUGCUGUUGUCUUUGUCAUUGUUUUCAUGGCCGCGAACCUCUUCAAUAACAGCACCGAAGUCAUUAUGUAUGCUGUUGCAACUGGAGUCAGUAUGAUUCCUGCGUGCCUGAUGGUCGUGCUUACCAUCACUAUGGCGGUGGGUACCAAGCGCAUGGUCCGGCGGAACGUGAUUGUUCGCAAACUAGAUUCGUUAGAAGCGCUCGGUGCCGUCACAGAUAUCUGCUCAGAUAAGACGGGAACGUUGACCCAGGGAAAGAUGGUGGUCAAAAAAGCAUGGAUUCCGUCACAAGGAACGUACUCUGUUGGCACAUCUAACGAGCCUUUCAAUCCUACUGUGGGGAAAAUCACCUUCAUACCUCUACCUCCUGUGCGAUUAGAUGAUGAGAAAGAAGGUACCGUAGCGGAAACCCCAGAGACACUUGUUUCAGGAAAUCGCCAGCUCGAAGACUUUCUGGACGUCGCCUCUAUAGCCAACCUCUCUCAUGUAUACAAGUCUGAAGCGGGUGAAUGGAACGCGCGGGGUGAACCCACGGAGAUUGCCAUUCAAGUCUUUGCUUCGAGAUUAAACUGGAACCGCGACCGCUGGACUAAGGGUCAAGGCGCAACUCUUGCACCUGUGAUUUGGGACAAGGAUUCGUCUGCCCCUGUGCCUAUGACCGAUGACCAUCGUGACAAAAUCCUUCAGAACAUGGAGGAACUCGCCAAGAUGGGGCUUCGCGUAUUGGCUCUGGCCCAUCGACCAUAUACUGAACAAGCACAAGUGCUCGAAGGUGCCCACUUGCGACGUGAAGAUGUAGAGACUGGCCUGUGUUUCCUAGGACUGAUCGGCUUGUAUGAUCCUCCGCGUCCUGAAACAGCGGGCUCGAUACAGGCCUGUUAUCGCGCUGGUAUUGUUGUUCAUAUGGUUACUGGAGAUCACCCUGGCACUGCCCAAGUGAUUGCACAACAAGUGGGGAUCCUCCCUGCUGACUUUAGUACUGUGGCAGCUGACGUCGCGAACGAUAUGGUUAUGACUGCUAGUGAAUUCGAUAAACUCACCGAUGAACAGAUAGAUGCGCUUCCGACACUGCCUUUGGUCAUUGCACGCUGUGCUCCUCAGACAAAGGUACGCAUGAUCGACGCCCUUCAUCGUCGUGGUCGCUUUGCGGCGAUGACUGGAGACGGGGUGAAUGAUUCUCCAUCACUCAAGCAUGCCGACGUUGGUAUCGCAAUGGGUCAGGCAGGUUCGGAUGUGGCCAAAGACGCGUCUGACAUUAUCCUUACGGAUGAUAACUUUGCCUCGAUCCUUAACGCCAUUGAAGAAGGCCGUCGUAUCUUUGACAAUAUUCAAAAAUUCGUGCUUCAUCUAUUAUCCGAGAAUAUUGCUCAGGCUUGUACCUUGCUUAUCGGAUUGGCUUUCAAAGACGCCGAUAACCAAUCUGUUUUCCCUCUUUCGCCCGUGGAAAUCCUCUGGAUCAUCAUGAUUACGUCCGGUAUGCCUGAUAUGGGCCUUGGUAUGGAGGUAGCUGCCCCUGAUAUCAUGGAUCGCCCUCCGCAGAGUAAGCAAGGAAUCUUUACCUGGGAGGUAAUUGUAGAUAUCCUUGUAUAUGGUUUCUGGACCGCGGUACUGUGCCUAGCAGCAUUCUCUGUGCGCGUGUGGGGGUUUGGCAACGGUAAUCUGGCUCGCGGCUGCAAUAUGGAGUGGUCGGAUGAGAUUCGAGACUGCGAUCUAGUCUUCCGAGCGCGAGCUACCACAUUUGUGUGUCUGACAUGGUUUGCAUUAUUCCUGGCUUGGGAAAUGGUCAAUUUGCGUCGGUCAUUCUUCCGCAUGCAGCCAAAAUCCAAUAAAUAUUUCACUCAGUGGAUGUACGAUGUCUGGAGGAACAAGUUCCUUUUCUGGUCCAUUAUGGCGGGGUGGAUCACCAUGUUUCCCAUCCUUUACAUCCCUGUGCUGAACGACGUCGUUUUCAAACACGAGCCUAUCACCUGGGAAUGGGGCAUCGUGGCGGUGGAGGCCGUAUUAUCUUCAUGGGCGUCGAAGCCUGGAAAUGGGCCAAACGAGUCUUUUUCCGUCGUAGAGCGAGAAAGUAUCCGCUUUUGAGUCCGUUGGGAAACGUCGGGGAGCAACCCUAACAAAUGCU